UGCGACCACCGUGCAUGCCAUAUGAGGGCCCCUUCCGGGUUGUCGUCGUCAACCUGGACAUGAAUGAGGAUGAUGGUGAUUGUGUUGCACAUGUGUGUGUGUCCUCGCCCGUGACGGCCGAGUGGAGCGAGCCGGGCUCUGAUUCUCAUUUUGAUGGAUGGAGCAAGCCGUGCUCUGCUCUUCAUCUUGUUAUAGCCGAUCCGCUCAUUGAUUCACUGCCUCCUGUCCUCGUCGACAACGCACUUCACUUCAGGCUUACGUUUGAUGAUGAGCGUGUAGGGAUUCUCAAGUACGACUUGAGCUCUAAUUGCUUAUCACUGAUUGAUGCGCCGCUUACGAGGCCGGCCAUUGUCUGGCCCGCUAUCCUCAUGGCAAUGGAGGAUGGCAGCUUGGGGUUGGCACACUUGGGUGGGUUAAUCCUCCACCUAUGGUCAAGACAGAUAGGUUCCCACGGAGUUGCGUCAUGGACUCAGCGUAAAGUCAUCGAUCUCAAGGAACUUCUCCCCAUUCAAAAUCCCAAGAAAAGAAUUAGCGUUAUUGGGUCUGUGGAAGGCCAUGAUAUCAUUUUCGUGACCAUAGAUCUUGGCAUCUACGAGAUUAAUUUGAAGACACUACGGUGGAAGAAGCUAUGGAAGAGAGAAAAUUUCCGCUCUUUGAUUCCAUACAUGAGCUUCUACAAUCGGCAAGAAAAGGUGACGCCCUGCAAGCCAUUGACAACAUAUGCUUGAAUAUGCUUAAGGGCAGGAGUCCAUUCUCAUCAACAUGAGAAAUGACUAUUUGAAGGCGACAUGGGUCUUGUGAUCGGUGUCAGUAUUCGGUAACUGUUUUAAUGCAGUGGUGCUUAUUUUCUCAGUGUUUUUGGAUUUUGUCAGCAAGUUUGAGAUUUUCCCUGCGUUAAUGGUGUGUGUAAGCAGGCUAAUGAAUUAUCUCGUAAUGAACUUCCAAUUUCUUCAGCAUCAGUUAUUUGCUUAGUUUUUUAAUUAGCUUGAAAAUGUACCGUGGGCACUGGCUUUGUCUUACC
Messenger RNA from Triticum urartu, 1021 nucleotides. The record is from RefSeq and is a predicted model, not a curated record. Lineage: Eukaryota; Viridiplantae; Streptophyta; Magnoliopsida; Poales; Poaceae.